GCCAGCUCCGGGCGGCCGGGCGCAGGCGGAGGUACCCUGGGUGUUGACAGCAGAUGGCCGGCAGGAGGCCUCGGGCAGGCUCCGAUCGGCCCUAGGCCAGCUGAGCGUCCGAGCCAGCAUGGCCCAGCCACUGCCCUUUGUGCUGGAUGUUCCUGCGGAGGCUGAGAAUCCCGACCUGGAUCCCAGCCCCUACGAUGAGCGCGAGGUGCAUGUUUUGUUCCACCAGCUCAUCCAGGAGCAGAGCCUGCUGGCGGCCCAGGAGGGCCUGGAGCUGCAGGAAAGGCAGGCGGUGGCCACAGCUGCAGGCAGUGCAUACCAGAACUUGCUGGGGGCCGAGGGGACUGUGGCACACAGCACGGCCACUCUGCGGAUCCUGGCCAGCAUGCCCAGUCGGACCAUUGGCCGCAGCCGAGGUGCCAUCAUCUCCCAGUACUACAACCGCACGGCCCAGCGGCGCUGGCGGCGUGGGAGCAGCCGACCCCUGCUCGGGGACCUGGUCCCCUCGGCCCGGCCCAGCCUCCGCCUGCGUGACCUGGAGGUGGACUCAUCGGCCCAGGAGGAGGAGAAGCGGAGUCUGCUGGUGCAGGAGCUGCAGGGCCUGUCAGGUACCCAGCGGGACCAGCUGCUGCGGGGCAUGCCGCUGAGCCUGGCUGAGAAGCGCAGCCUGCGAGAGAAGAGCCGGGCGCCCAAGGGCCGGCGAAGUCGCGCUGGGAUGUUGGCCUGCUGCGGCCAGCUCAGGGACACGGUCAUCCUGGCCUGGCACAGCCUGGGGCUGGUGCUGCUUGCCGGCCUGCAGGCCCUGGUGCCCUGGCGCGACGCGCUGAAGCAGAUCGGCGGCCAGUUCGGCUCCAGUGUGCUCUGCUACUUCCUGUUCCUCAAGACGCUGCUGGGCCUGAACUUGCUGCUGCUGCCGCUGCUGCUGGGCCUCCUGGUGGGCGUGCAGGCUGCCUUCCCGCCGCCGCCUGCCGCCACCAGCACCUUCACUGGCCUGGAGCUGCUCACGGGUGGGGGCCGCUUCACGCACACGGUCAUGUACUAUGGCUACUACAGCAAUGCCACCCUGAACCAGCCCUGUGAGGCCCCUGGGGCCGGGCGCCAGUGUGCCCCCGGGGCCGGGAGCCUGCCCUACAACAUGCCCCUGGCUUACCUCUUCACCAUGGGCGGGGCUUUCUUUGUGAGCUGCAUCACCCUGGUGUACAGCAUGUCCCGCUCCUUCGGGGAGAGCUACCGUGUGGGCAGCACCUCCAGCGUGCACGCACUCACCGUCUUCUGCUCCUGGGAUCACAAGGUGACCCAGCGGCGGGCCUCCCGCCUGCAACAUGACACCCUCCGCACACGGCUCAAGGAGCUGCUGGCCGAAUGGCAGCUGCGGCAGAGUCCGCGGAGUAUGUGCGGGAAGCUGCGGCGCACCUGUGUGCUGGGGCUCGUGUGGCUGCUGUGCCUUGGAGCCACGCUGGGCUGCUGCAUGGCUGUGCUGGUCUUCUCGGAGGUGCAGAGCCAGGUGGCUGAAGACCAGGAAGUGGCCCUGCUGGCACUGCCCCUGGUGGUCUCUCUCCUCAACCUCUGUGCUUCCUACCUGUUCCGCGGCCUGGCCGCCCUGGAGCACCUGGACUCCCCGGCGCUGGAGGUGUAUGUGGCUGUCUGCAGGAACCUGAUCCUGAGGAUGACUGUUCUGGGUGUCCUCUGCUACCACUGGCUGGGCCGCCGCGUGCCAACCCUGCAGGGCCGCUGCUGGGAGGACUUUGUGGGUCAGGAGUUGUACCGGUUCAUGGUCAUGGACCUGGCCUUCACGCUGCUGGACUCGCUACUCGGGGAGCUGGUGUGGAGGCUCAUCUCUGAGAAGCGGCUCAGCCGGAGGAAGCCCGAGUUUGACAUUGCUCGGAAUGUUCUGGACCUGAUUUAUGGGCAGACUCUGAUCUGGCUGGGGGUUCUCUUCUCGCCGCUCCUCCCCGCCGUGCAGGUCCUGAAGUUGCUACUGCUCUUUUACAUCAAGAAGGCCAGCCUCCUGGCCAACUGCCAGGCUCCGCGGCGGCCGUGGCUGGCGUGUCGCAUGAACACCGUCUUCUGCACAUUGCUCUGCUUCCCGUCCUUCCUGGGUGCCGCCAUCUUCCUCUGCUAUGCCGUCUGGCAGGUGAGGCCUUCCAGCACGUGCGGUCCCUUCCGCACCCUGGCCAGCAUGUAUGAGGCGGGCACAGUGUGGGUGCAGCACCUGGAGCGUGCAGGCCCCGGGGUGUCCUGGCUGCCCUGGGCGCAUCAUUACCUGGUGGAGAACACCUCCUUCCUCUUCCUGCUGUCUGCCCUGUUGCUGGCGGUUAUCUACCUCAACAUCCAGGUGGUGAAGGGCCAGCGCAAGGUCAUCUGUCUCCUCAAGGAGCAGAUCUCCAACGAGGGGGAGGACAAAAUCUUCUUGAUCAACAAGCUCCAUUCCGUCUACGAGAAGAAGGAGAGGAGGGCCGCUGGAGCCGAGGAGCCUGUGUCGCCCCGGGCCCCGAUCGCGGAUGGACGGGCCACUGCCUGCUGGAAUGGCUAGUGUCUCAGGCACCCUCAGCACCCAAGUGCUCUCAGCCCACCAGGCUGGUCAAGUGACUGCCUUCCCUGCCAGCCCUGCCAACUGCAGUCUGGAGCCCAGGGGUGGGCACCCCAGGGACUCGACCCUGCUUGGGACUGUUUAUUCUUCUUAAAUGGGCUUUUCUAAUGA
Molecule: messenger RNA, 2698 nt
Organism: Ochotona princeps (American pika)
Lineage: Eukaryota; Metazoa; Chordata; Mammalia; Lagomorpha; Ochotonidae
Gene: TMC6
Product: transmembrane channel like 6
Exons: 20
Coding region: 119-2530 (803 amino acids)
Cellular component (GO): plasma membrane
Molecular function (GO): mechanosensitive monoatomic ion channel activity
Source: RefSeq, a predicted model, not a curated record